This is a messenger RNA of Eufriesea mexicana, 1851 nucleotides long. RefSeq names its product Ecdysteroid phosphate phosphatase (gene Epp). The transcript has 4 exons. The record is from RefSeq and is a predicted model, not a curated record. The coding region runs from base 16 to 1851 and encodes 611 amino acids. NCBI's taxonomy places the organism in Eukaryota, Metazoa, Arthropoda, Insecta, Hymenoptera, Apidae. Gene Ontology annotation, molecular function: protein binding.
GUGUAAUAUACCGUCAUGGCGACGUUAUCACCGCACAAAAAUCCACCUUCGACGAAAAUUUUGAAACAUCAUUUAUCCCUAUUACAAUCGCUUUUACAACAGGGUUUUUAUAAAACUGUAGCGGAGAAAGCAUUAGCUGCUACAGGAUAUCGAGGUGUUCAACUUGCAAUUGAUUGGAUAGUAGCUCAUAUCUCUGAUCCAACUUUACGUACUGAUACUCACAGACAGUAUGUUUUAUAUGCUUGUCCCACGGGUGAAUUGGCUGAACAACUAAUGAAAUUUUGGUCACAAAGUAAAGAACUAAUAUGGAAUAGAGCGCAUAAUUAUAUGCCACAUAUUACGCUUGUAUCAUUUUUUAAAGCAGCAGAUGAAUCUACAGCAGAGUUGGUAAAUGCUCUUGAAAGUGUAGUUAACCAAGAUGAGUUGUUGGAUAAUAUAGAGUUAGAAACUUAUAUAUCUUCUAAUUUCAUGGGUCUGUUUGUUAAAGUAAAUGCAGAAUAUUUACAAAAUAUUGCCAUUCAGUAUACAAACAAAUUGUCAAGUUUAGGCAUAUCUGCAGAACCCAAAGUAAAACUCUUUCAUUUGACAUUGGCCUAUCAAUUUCCCAGUAAUUUAUAUCAGCAAUUGCGCUUAAUGGUAGAAAAAUUAACACUCUCUUGUCCAACUAAUUGGGAACUCAGAUUGUAUUCCAGAGAUUCUAGACUACAAAAUGCACAUGUACAUAAAGUGACACAUGCCAAUGAUACUACAGAUUGUAAUGAAUUACAGUUAAGAGUAGGAGAUUACAUUUACAUUCCAGAAGGAGCAUGUAGUGCAUCUACAGAUGGUUGGGUCAAAGGUAUCUCUUGGUUAACUGGAGCUUCUGGCCAUCUACCUCUAAAUCACACAAUACGUACAGCUGAAUCAGAUUCAUGGACUUUACACACUACUAUACAAAUUACUGGCAGUAAAAGAGAAAUUUUAGAUAAAGAAGAAAUACCUCUAACUCGUAAACCACCAGUAUUGUUAGCAAGUAAUUCUAUAGAUAGUCCUGAUGGAGUAGCAACAACUAAUGAACCAAUUGAAGCUUCUGAAGCACCUCCAAGUUCCUCGAGACAAAUUUUUAUAUGCCGCCAUGGAGAAAGGGUAGAUUUCACAUUUGGAGCAUGGAUUCGUUAUUGUUUUGAAUCAAAUGGAUCCUAUGUUCGUAGAGACUUGAAUAUGCCAAAAGAAAUACCAUCGAGAAAUAUACAGGACUUCCGGAAUGAUAGUCCUUUAACAACUGUAGGUGAAGUGCAAGCGAGUUUGGUAGGAGAAGCUAUGAAAUCAUCUAGUGUUAAAAUAGAUGUGGCUUUUACAUCUCCAUCGUUAAGAUGUAUCCAAACAUUGGCCCACAUUUUGAAAGGACUAGACUUAAACAUUCCAAUGAAAAUAGAACCAGGUUUAAUAGAAUGGUUAGCAUGGUACCCAAAUGGUAUUCCAAUUUGGAUGACAUCUGAAGAAUUAAUAAAAGCAGGUUUUAACAUAGAUAAAACUUAUGAUCCAGUUAUCAAAGUAAACGAGCUUCCACUGAAAGAGAAUGCAGCUCAGUAUUAUGAACGAAGUUAUGAAUUGAUUAAUCGAAUUAUUGAAAAUACAGUAGGAAAUAUUUUAAUAGUAGCCCAUGCUGCUUCUUUAGCAGCUUGUACCAGACAAUUAACAGGUGGAAGGAUACCACCAGCUUCCGAAGUUACUAGAUUAGCACAGAGAGUACCAUAUUUAGCAUGUUUAACGGCACGUGAAGGAUUGGAUGGUUGGCAAAUUCAUCCACCUCCCUUUCCACCGAUAACCCAUACUAGUAACACUAGGUUUGAUUGGAAAGUAUUAUUAUAA